UGCAAAAAAUGAAGUAAAGCCCUAACGUAAUUUAUACAUGACCGUCUUGUUCUCCAGCAGCUCAAUUCUGCGCCUGCAAUAGCGGAUGCUCUCACCCACAAGCGGUCGACGAAAUCCCCAACCAAACGUGAUGGAGUCGAGCAUCCUAGAAUCAAUCGGCGUCGAGAUCAUCGGUGUCAUGUCCCCCGUCUCAAUCUGCAUGUUCUUGGUGGUCCUCCUCGUCUACUCUCUCUCUCCUUCCAAUCCCUUCUCCUCUCCCUCUUCCUCUACUUCCAUCCGCACCGCCGCCAACCUUGUCUACCUCGAGAGCCCUUCUGACUCUGCCGGACAGAAGCUGGAAGGCGCUCUCUUAAACGCCUUGGUCUUCGUCAUCCUCAUCGCCAUCGUCACCUUCCUCCUCGUCGUCCUCUACUACUAUAACUUUACCAAUUUCUUAAAGAACUACAUGCGUUUCUCCGCCUUUUUCGUGCUCGCUACCAUGGGUGGCUCCAUCUUCCUCUCCAUAAUUCAGCAUUUCUCCAUACCCGUCGACUCUAUCACUUGUUUCUUGCUGCUUUUCAAUUUUACGGUCGUGGGUGUACUGUCCGUGUUCUCCGGUGGGGUACCUAUAUUCUUGAGGCAAGCGUAUAUGGUCUCGUUGGGAAUAAUUGUGGCAACAUGGUUCACGAAAUUGCCCGAAUGGACGACUUGGGUUUUGCUGGUGGCUUUGGCUCUAUAUGAUUUGGCGGCUGUCUUGGCCCCUGGAGGGCCGCUGAAACUGCUGGUGGAAUUGGCAUCGAGUAGGGAUGAGGAAUUACCGGCUCUGAUCUAUGAGGCUCGGCCGACCGUAUCACGGAAUACAGGAAAUAGGGGUUCUAGUUUAGGGCUUUUGGUUGGUGGGGUUUCGGAUUCUGGGUCGGUUGAGCUACAGGCGGUUGAGCGUGACAACGGAAAUAUAAAUGUGGUUGACAAUCGCAGUAAUUCUGAGUAUACCUCUGUUGAGGUUGGGAGUUUUCCAAAUGAGGAUGGUGACAGCGGCAGAGAUCAAGGGGAGAGUUCCCCGUUGGUAGGUCAUUCGCGGGAGAGGCAUUCGUCGAGCAGUGGAUCUGCAGAGUAUUCAACUGUGGUUGUUGCUUCUGAUCGAGCUUGGGAUCCAGAGUCCGAGAUUGUUGAUGAGGAGACGUCUCCACUGGUUGACACGAUGGGGGUGGGGAACAACAGAGAGUGGACUAGGAGGGAUAAUGCAGAGGUGACGAGUAGAGGUAUUAAACUUGGCCUUGGAGACUUUGUUUUCUAUAGUGUUCUUGUGGGCAGAGCUGCAAUGUACGAUCUUAUGACAGUAUAUGCUUGUUACCUUGCAAUUAUUUCGGGACUUGGCUGCACUCUUAUUUUGUUGUCGCUGUGCCAUCGAGCUCUUCCUGCCUUGCCAAUUUCGAUUACAUUGGGUGUUGUUUUUUACUUCUUGACUCGGUUAUUAAUGGAACCUUUUGUGGUUGGGACGGCAACAAAUUUGAUGAUGUUUUGACUCUCGAUUUUUGAGAGAUCAAUUGGAUGUUAGAGGAAUACUGAUGUUUUCAUAGGCAUGAGAUUUGUAUACAAGGUGAAAGGUACAACUACCUGAAUUUUUUCCCAUUUGUGAUUGGUAACUUUAUCAUGAUCCAAUCUCUGGACUUAAUAAUGCAGCAACUUUUAAGACCUGAUAGUGAUGAAUUGAAAUGUAAAUUGACUGGGUUUAA
Messenger RNA from Juglans regia (Persian walnut), 1715 nucleotides. RefSeq names its product presenilin-like protein At1g08700. The transcript has a single exon. Lineage: Eukaryota; Viridiplantae; Streptophyta; Magnoliopsida; Fagales; Juglandaceae. Gene Ontology annotation, molecular function: aspartic endopeptidase activity, intramembrane cleaving. Gene Ontology annotation, biological process: protein processing. Bases 86 to 1504 code for a protein of 472 amino acids. Gene Ontology annotation, cellular component: membrane; nucleus. The record is from RefSeq and is a predicted model, not a curated record.